Amyelois transitella is the source of this 999-nucleotide messenger RNA. RefSeq names its product procathepsin L-like. The transcript is spliced from 6 exons. The coding region runs from base 1 to 999 and encodes 332 amino acids. Gene Ontology annotation, molecular function: cysteine-type endopeptidase activity. Lineage: Eukaryota; Metazoa; Arthropoda; Insecta; Lepidoptera; Pyralidae. The record is from RefSeq and is a predicted model, not a curated record. Gene Ontology annotation, cellular component: lysosome.
AUGUUGGUACUUAGUUUAUUCGUUUUAAGUCUAGGGGUAAGUUUGGCAUAUGUGGAAUAUGACUUGAACGAAGCGGAAGAACUUUUCGAGAAAUUCAUUGUAGACUUUAAUAGAAAAUAUAAAGACAUGGAGGAAAAACAAAUGAGAUUUAACAUUUUCAAGGAAAAAUUGCAAAAAAUAAACGAGGGCAAUAAACAGCACGGCCACGAAGUUUUUGGAAUCAACAAGUUUGCCGAUUUAUCGGAUUCUGAAUUCAAAAGCAUAUACAGUUGCUACAAAGUCAACGAAAAGGAGGGUAGUCCCUGUGUUCCUCCCAAACGUUACUCCCAUCGAAGAACAGAGGUACCGGACAGCUUUGAUUGGCGCGAGAAGGGUAUAGUUAACGCCGUGAAGGAUCAAGGUCAAUGUGGCUCCUGUUGGGCGUUUAGCACUGUGGGCAACGUGGAGAGUCAGUACGCGAAAAAAUAUGGCGCUGAUCAAUUAACAAGUUUAUCUGAACAGCAAUUGGUGGAUUGUGAUAGGAAUGCGACUGAUAAAGGUUGUAGAGGGGGCGUUAUGACAGCCGCAGUGCUAUAUCUUAUGAAAGCUGGUCUCAUGACGAAUGCAGACUAUCCAUACAAAGCGUCCGAUGGUCAAUGCCAGUAUGACACAAAUAAGGUGAAAGUUAAGGUCACUGGCUGCGUGGACUUUACUGGUACUCCUGAAGACGACAUCAGAGCUAUCCUUGUUGAAAACGGACCUCUUACCGUUGCCCUUUCUACAGAACCACUUGCAUCUUAUAAAUCAGGAGUUGUCGAGGAUUGUUACCAGGAUGAUGUAAUAAAUCAUGCGCUUUUAUUGGUCGGUUAUGGAACAGAUGAGAAAACUAAAAAACCUUACUGGUUAAUCAAAAACUCAUGGGGAGCGGACUGGGGGGAGAACGGCUAUUACCGUUUGAUCCGAGGUGACCCACGAUGCCAGGUCGGCACGUACGAGUUGGUGACCUCUCAAGUGGCAUAA